Suncus etruscus (white-toothed pygmy shrew) is the source of this 1009-nucleotide messenger RNA. Its product is annotated as vitamin D3 hydroxylase-associated protein-like. Gene Ontology annotation, molecular function: fatty acid amide hydrolase activity; amidase activity. Gene Ontology annotation, biological process: fatty acid catabolic process. Lineage: Eukaryota; Metazoa; Chordata; Mammalia; Eulipotyphla; Soricidae. The transcript has 5 exons. Bases 129 to 920 code for a protein of 263 amino acids. The record is from RefSeq and is a predicted model, not a curated record.
UGACCCUGCCUAUCAUCCAGGACAGGUAUCCCAGUGUUAGGGUGAUCUGGCCUGGCUGCAUGAGACCCUGCGAGAUUCGCUGACACUGCGUGUGUGCUAGGCUUUCCAGUGAGCUCGUCCCUGUGGCCAUGCUGGGGUCAGAUGCACAACAGCGGCUCUGUGUCUUGGUGCUGACCAUGGGCGUGCUAAGCACUGUCCUCCUGCUGCGCCGCAGAGCCUGGAGGAAAGGUCUGGAAGCCAAGGCUGCCCGGGCCAGGGGCCUGUUGGAGCAACAGCUGUGCCAGGCCAAGGCUGCAGUGCAGACCUUCUGGCAAAAGCACCCCAAUAUCGGUGCUGAGUCUGUCGUCUCCCUGUCCCUGCUGGAGCUGACACAGAAGCUUCAGAAGGGGGCCCUAAGCCCGGAGCUUGUGGUAUACAGCUACAUGGAGCAGGUCCUGCAGGCACAGAAAGAGCUGAAUUGCCUCACUGGCCUCAUGCCUGGCUGGGAACAGCAGUUGCAGGAACUGCAGCAGCGGCCGCACCGUGGACCCCUGCAUGGCAUCCCCGUCAGCCUCAAGGACAGCUACCAGUGCCAGGGCCAAGUAUCUAGCUGCGGCACAUUCACCUUGCUGGACAGUCCUGCCAUGGAGGACAGUGUGAUAGUGAAGGUGCUGAAGAGCCAAGGGGCUGUGGUGUUCGCCAAGACCAAUAUCCCGCAGGCCAUGAUGAGCUACAACAGUGACAACCCUAUCUUCGGAAAUACUCUGAACCCCCAGAACCACAAGAGAAGCCCCGGGGGCUCAUCCAGUGGAGAGGCUGCGCUGAUCGCCACAGGGGCUUCCAUCCUAGGCAUGGGCACGGACCUGGGUGGCAGCAUCCGCUUGCCUGCCAGCUUCUGCGGGAUCUGUGGCUUCAAGACUACGAGUGCCCGGCUAAGGUGACAGGGAUCCUCUGAGGGACUCUUAGGGUCUUACUCAGGAUUUCUCUCAAGGUCUUUCUCAGGGUCUUUCUCAGGAUCCUCUCAGGAUCU